This is a messenger RNA of Hyaloscypha bicolor E, 1277 nucleotides long. RefSeq lists its product as uncharacterized. The coding region runs from base 1 to 810 and encodes 269 amino acids. The record is from RefSeq and is a predicted model, not a curated record. Gene Ontology annotation, molecular function: acyltransferase activity, transferring groups other than amino-acyl groups. The transcript is spliced from 3 exons. Lineage: Eukaryota; Fungi; Ascomycota; Leotiomycetes; Helotiales; Hyaloscyphaceae.
AUGGCUGCUACAAUUGAGAAGUUCGUUGGCGCCGACAUCACAGACGAGAUUAUAGCCCAAGCCGCCGACCUCUUCAGCUUACACUAUGGAGUCUGGGGCUUUAUCGCAAAAGAAAAGAUGGAAGUACACGAAGGAUCAAGAGUGAAAAUGUCCCUCGGCAAGCUGAGAGAACAAGUCCUCCCGCCUUUCAAGUCGCCAAAUUGCAAGCACAUCUACGUCCGCGGUCUCCUCCCCAGCACGCCUUCCGCUUAUCACCCCCCUUUCUCGGUCGGUCACGUCUUCGCAACUCGCUUCCUGCACAACAACCGCCCGGUCCUAUGGAUAACACAACUCGUUGUCCACUCUGCUCACCGAAACCAAGGGAUCGCGAAAGCCCUUCUUGAAGCUUUGCGAGAGGAAAACGCACAAAUGGUUGGGGUCUUGUCGUCCAACCCAUAUGCGAUUGCUGCUGUUUUGAGGGCCUUUGGGUCGGGUCUUGAGAGGGUUGAGAAGGUGUUGGAGAUGACGAGGAGGAACGCGACGAGGGUAAUGGCUUCCUGCCCAAUCGAGUAUGUUCGACAUUCGACCGUACGUGGUAAAUUGUUCAGCGACAAGGACGACAUUGAGGACAUUGACGGUAAAGCGGUGGUAUCGUGCGCAGAUACCGGCUUUUGGGUGGAUCAUCAAGAGUCAGAACAGGCUCUGAAGGUCCUCAAGGCAAAGGGCGUGAAAUGGCCGCUGGGAGAGUUGCCCCAGGGGUGUGAGUUCUUGGUUUUGGUGGAGGUGAGGGAUGGCAUGAGGGUGGGGUCGAUUUAUCCGCAUAUGGUGUAAGGGCAUGAGUAUGGCUCGGGGAUGGCGGGUAAAGCGUUGGCAUAUGGCUUGGGCCAAGGUGAAUCCUAACCUUCCAUGAAUUGAUUGUCUCAAGACGGAGGGAAGCUUCACAUCGAACCGAGCGACGCUCUUCAGCUCUUUGCUUCCAGCACCGCUAUCUCGGCUUCGUUUGGAUUGCCUUGCGGGGAAAAUCGCUGUUUAUUUCAUGUAAGGCUGCAGUAAAUUAAUAUAUAAUUACCCAUACCUCAUAUGUACAAAUGCAUCCCAUCUUUAUACGCCGAUGAAUGCAUGUCCCAAAGAGCAGUCAAAAGCCCUGUAUACUUUGUCCACCCCAUAACAGGAGAAACACCCUAUUCAACCCUCGUGUCAUUAUUCUUUCCUAGCGUACUGGGACUCUCUGGAUGCUCAUCAUCACUCAUCAACCCUUCCAGCUCAAACUCCUCCGCAUCUCGAAUUUGUCUCGAGUC